Messenger RNA from Sander lucioperca (pikeperch), 2142 nucleotides. RefSeq names its product fibroblast growth factor receptor 1-like. NCBI's taxonomy places the organism in Eukaryota, Metazoa, Chordata, Actinopteri, Perciformes, Percidae. The transcript is spliced from 10 exons. Bases 105 to 1505 code for a protein of 466 amino acids. The record is from RefSeq and is a predicted model, not a curated record. Gene Ontology annotation, cellular component: plasma membrane. Gene Ontology annotation, molecular function: fibroblast growth factor binding; fibroblast growth factor receptor activity.
AUUUAAAAAAAAAAAAAUAAAAAAUAGCUUUUGGUCAAGAAUCCUGAGUCGAAAGCGAAAACAUUUUCAUUUGAUGUGAAACUUAACUUACAAUCACUGUCAGCAUGCUUGCUGUCUGGUUGAAGCUGACAACCAUCCUUUGUCUGUCCUGCACAGCCCUGAGCGUCCCAGUCUCUGUGGAAACGCAAGCAGAGCUGUUCACGCUCUAUCUUGGGGAGCGUCUGGAAUUGAGUUGCUCUGCCAAAGACCCCCUCCAUGCUGUCAACUGGACCAAAGACCAUGUGGCAGUGGUGGAUGGAGAACACGCACGCAUCCGCAAUGACCAGCUGGAGAUUGAGACUGUGGAGCUGACGGACUCUGGCCUGUACGCAUGCACCACCUUCGGCAACCACAGCGUCUACUUCAACAUCACAGUGGAUACCCUGGCCUCAUCUGAGGAUGACGAUGAAGAGGAAAACAAGCCGUCGGGCAGUCAAAAACCUCUGCGUAAGUGUGCUGAUCUCUUCAAGUUACUAAUGCUACUGCAACAAAUGGUCAUUACUCGCUCGCCCAGAGGUGAGCCCAGCCCACCUAUGAAGGAACUCCAUUUCAGCCACUUAUAUCUGCCAUCUCAUUCUUUCGGUCACUACCCAAGUGUCCAAGGAUGGCUGAUGAUUCGACCGCAAAGCGUACGGAAAAACUCCUCACAGCAGCGCUCAGCUGCAAUGGCCCCACAAUGGGCUCAUCCAGAGAAAAUGGAGAAAAAGCUUCAUGCUGUCCCAGCCAGUAAGACGGUGAAGUUUCGAUGCCAGGCCAGCGGCAACCCACCUCCCACUCUGAAAUGGUACAAGAAUGGCAAGGAGUUGAAGAGAGACCAUCGCAUUGGCUUCAAGGUCCGUGACCAUGUGUGGACCAUCAUCAUGGAAUCUGCAGUACCCUCUGACAAGGGAAACUAUACCUGUGUGGUAGAAAAUCAGUACGGCAGCAUCAAUCACACCUACCAGCUCGACGUAGUCGAGCGCUCUCCCCACAGGCCAGUCCUGUAUUCUGGCCUGCCAGCAAAUCGCACUGCAGUGGUGGGCAGCAACGUGGAGUUUGAGUGCAAGGUGUUCAGCGACUCUCAGCCUCAUAUCCAGUGGCUGAAGCACAUUGAGCUCAACGGGAGCCGAGUUGGUCCAGAUGGUUUACCGUAUGUCCGUGUCCUCAAGACCGCUAUCCUUAACACCACGGACAAGGAAUUGGAUGUCCUGCAACUGAGAAAUGUGUCUUUUGAUGAUGCUGGGGAGUACACCUGCUUGGCGGGCAAUUCUGUCGGGAUCUCUCAUCACUCUGCAUGGUUGACCGUUUUUGAAGUUACAGAUUCAGCAUCUGACCAAUCAGACAAUAAUCUGGUCCUGAUGAUUGUUGUGAUCUGUGCUGCGCUGCUGCUUGGCAUCAUCAUGUGGGUCCUCACAUGGAUCAUCAUUAAGAGGAACGUCCCCACCAAUGAUGUUUAUGAGGGCAUGUGUGGAACAAUCAGACGCUAAAGAUGUCAGCCUGCAAGCAAGCAACCUGAAACUCCACAAUCUCUCUGCACUAAGGCGCAAGUUAUGCAUGUGAAGCAAUGUUGCAACUCAGCAUGUUCUCUCUCAUCUCUUCAGGCCCUAUGUGUGUCUGGCUGAAAGACAGUUAAGACAAUAAAGUCUAUGAAUUGCUAAAAGCUACAACAUGGGAACAGCUGCACUGCCAAUGAACAGUUUGGCACAACUGGCACAAAAAAUACAUAACACAACCCUGAAAGUAUAGAGAAGUACAAAUGUCUUGUCUUUCAGUGGCAAGAAAUUAGACCUGGAUUGUACUGACAUGAGGCCCUGACAUGUCUUUUUAAUUUGCCAAUCCCUAUCUUAGCGAAUUGCAUAGUCAACUAAUAACAUGGGUGUGCAUCAUGAUUAUGAAAAUGAUUGUGCCAUUUAGUGCUGUCAAACUUAACGGGUUUAAUAAUUUGUGUUAGGUUAAUUUGAGACAUUAAAUGCGUUAAUAAUGAAUUGCGGGUUGACCGCAAUUUCACUUCGUUGUAUAUGAGAGGUUGUAGUGAGCUCACUUUUGCUGCUAGGAUGAAGACUAUGGUAUUGAAUUAAACGGGAAAACAUCAGGCAUGCAUUGGUACCACUCUAAACAUGCUAA